UUAAAAUCAGACAUCUUAUAAGAUCACAACCAAAUUAUAUUAAUCAUUCUUAAUCACAAAUUAAACCACCAUGGAAAGCCUAAUAGAACCUUCUAUCUCAACUUCAACAUAUUUUUAGAUCACAACCAAAUUAUAAUCUUUCUUGAUCAUCACAAAUUAAAUCACCAUGGACAGCCUAAGAGCACCUUCAAUCUCAACUUCAACAUAUUUUUAUGCCCCUCUAAUUAUCUCCAUGAUAGGCAUAAUUUCCUCAGCAUUAGCAUUAUUAAUAUACCACUUGGUCUUAACCAAAUAUUGUCUUCUAAGAAGUAAUUCAUCACAAACAUUAAACAGUAUUCAAAGAUCAACAAACCAAGAAGCUGAAUUACCCAUAGGAGUAGACAAAACAGUCUUGGAAAAAAUCCCUAUCAUAUCUUAUAAUGCAAUUCAUAAAAAGGGCAAAUUAUUUCGUGUAGAUCAAACUGAGUGUGCUGUUUGCUUGGGUGAAUUGGAAGAUAAAGAAUUGGUUCGAUUGUUGCCUAAUUGUCGACACGCUUUCCACGUACCGUGCAUCGACAAGUGGUUCGUGGAGCACUCGAGUUGCCCCAUUUGUCGUGCUCCAGUCACGGACAUAGAGACACGUGUCAUGUAUUUAUUGGAUCUACUAUCGGAGAUUAACUUAAACGGAGAAAAUGUUUCUUCUUCUACUACUACUUCAACUUUACAACCUCAUGACGUGCUUCGACAUUGUGUAUCGAUGAUAAUGUCUAAAGAGAGGAGAUCAACAACAUUGCCACCACAAAAAAUUAGGAGAUCAUUGUCUAUGGAUUUCACUAAUUAUAAUCACGAAGAAGAUUAUUCAUCAUUAAGGAGCAAAUCGUCCAAGUUAUUGAGAUCAUUGUCUCGGCUUGGUAGGGGAAAGGGAAACCAAAUUAUUCCCUACUGAUCUUAUGCGAGGCAAAAAUUAUUAAUUAGGUGAGUUUCUCUUCAUUUGUUCAAGUCUUGAUGAACAGAAUUACUCGAUACCUAUAUUAAUGGAGGUAACAUAUACCUAUGAAAUUAAUUAAGGUAUGCACAAGAUUAUUCGAACAAUACAAUACACACCAGAUGAUUCGAACAUUACAAUUGUCAAAAUACAUUAUUCAUUCUCUCUCAUUUUCUAAUUAAAUAAUACUCUGUCAAAAUACAUCAUUCAUUUUUUUUUUUGGUUGAGUUUUUACUCUGUUUUCUUUUUUAAACUCUUCUUCGUUUAUCAAGGAAGUGUGUGAGCUU
Capsicum annuum is the source of this 1251-nucleotide messenger RNA. Its product is annotated as RING-H2 finger protein ATL52-like. The record is from RefSeq and is a predicted model, not a curated record. Lineage: Eukaryota; Viridiplantae; Streptophyta; Magnoliopsida; Solanales; Solanaceae. Gene Ontology annotation, biological process: protein ubiquitination. The transcript has a single exon. Bases 167 to 925 code for a protein of 252 amino acids.